Molecule: messenger RNA, 1617 nt
Organism: Gongylonema pulchrum
Lineage: Eukaryota; Metazoa; Nematoda; Chromadorea; Rhabditida; Gongylonematidae
Source: the annotation of a GenBank genome assembly
AUGGACGUGGAUAAUUUUGUGAUCAUUGACGAGGACGAGGGCUCAGUGGAAAUGGAGAUCCGUGCCAUGGCUAGCCGGCAAAAGAAUCUGGCGAAAAAUUUGAAAGGUGGUGUUUCGGACGAGAGUGGAGGCACGGUGGGAGUGGAUUCGAGACAGGGGCAUCAGGACCAGGGCGAUUUACGUAUGCAGCAGCGGGAUGGCAGUUUUCGUGUGCGCUCGGAAAAUAUUCCGGAGCAGCAGCGUUUUUCCGAAUUGUCUGCGCACAAGGCAUUGCUGGAAGAGAAGCGAGAAUCUUCGGAUCAAGUGGAAUCACGGAAUGUGGGUUGGAAAAGGCCCGAUACUGACGAAGUUAUGAGGGAAUUGAACAAUGGCGAAUUAUCAGUUAGUGAAGCAGCAGCAGCAGCAGCAGUGAUUUCAGAGUUACAGGACCGUGAAGUCUCUAAUGCAUCAGUGGAAAGUUGCGCCUCCACUAGCACGCCUAAAACACAAACGAAAUCGGCCAAAAGCACACGGAAAACGAGGCGUGAAGAAUGGCUGAAAUUACAUCCACUUGCAUCAAAAGAGUUUGGGCCUGGUAUAUAUGAAUUUAUGCGCAACGCCCGCGGCAAGCUCACCAACAUAGCGAUCAAGGAGCCCGGCCGAGAUUGUAUCAGGCUGUAUCGUCGUUCCUCCUUUCGCUACAACUACAAUUACUAUCGCUGUUCUCGAUGUGAUCGGUCAAUUAGCGCCAAAAAAGAUCAGUCUUCCAUCCGAGCGCCGGUUAUAAAAAUGGUGGGCAACGAGAUUGUGAGCGACCCAUACCCGGUACACUGUCCUAGCUGCAAGCCGUUGACGCUAUCAGAACUCCGCUCCAUACAAGUUGAUCGUGAAUACCGUCAAGAAGUCAUGGAAGCGAUGGAGUCUCCGUUUGAAGCCUGGUCUAAAGGUAAGCUAAGAGCUUUGCUGGAAGCAGCAAAAGUAAGAGCAAGAAGUCCAACAGAUGAAAUCUCGCCUGAAAGGAAAAGAAGGCAUGAACAUGUUUUGUUUCAGGCUUUUUUGGAGGGCAUGCCAUUAGCGAGUACGAGAAGUCGACAUGGAGUUGCUCCGAUUGAAUAUGGUGCUGAACCGGUUGAAUACUUUACGUUGCUGUUUUGUCUUGUUUUGCAUCUUCCGUCUCUUGCACGUCUCGUUUCAGUCAUGGCUGCGCCUACGUGCGCGUCCGAUACUAGCCGCCCAUUGGUGGAUGAUCGAGAUGACGAGCGCAUGACUGAACUUGAUUACGGCGAUUCUGGGGAUAGUGACGUUGGUACAGUUGCUGAUGAAGAUGUUGUUUUUGUUCGGGAAAAAAAAGCCGGGCCCCCUCAGUCCACUCCUUCCAGUAAGGAUUGGCGAGAUGAUCCCGCACGUUUUUCCAGCAUGUCCAGGAGUUCUGUUACUUCCGAACGAAAAGAAUUGAGUGAAGCAGAUGAACAACGAAUAAUUAGCGAAAGUGAGGUAAAACCACUUACAAUCAGGGAAGUUCACAUUAAACUUUAUCAGGUGACCCGUGACCGCUUGCUACGCCUGUUUAUAAAGUUAGUUUUAUUUUCUCUUGUUGAUCACAUAUUCCUGUUUCUUUUGACUGAAGCACUAGAGUGA